Messenger RNA from Tachysurus vachellii, 966 nucleotides. Its product is annotated as odorant receptor 131-2-like. NCBI's taxonomy places the organism in Eukaryota, Metazoa, Chordata, Actinopteri, Siluriformes, Bagridae. The record is from RefSeq and is a predicted model, not a curated record. The transcript has a single exon. Gene Ontology annotation, molecular function: G protein-coupled receptor activity. Gene Ontology annotation, cellular component: membrane. The coding region runs from base 1 to 966 and encodes 321 amino acids. Gene Ontology annotation, biological process: G protein-coupled receptor signaling pathway.
AUGGCAGUCAGUAAUGAUAGCACAUCAGAGGUUUUGUUUAUACACCAACAAAUGUUUCAGGUUGCACUGACUGAAGGACCACUUUCAAAAGUUAGUGUUGCAACAAUAAUGUCACUUUUUUUUACUUAUUUGAAUGCUAUCAUGGUCUACACUAUUUGGAGUAAACCUGUUUUAAAAGAGACUCCACGCUACAUUCUCUUUACCCACAUGCUCCUCAAUGACUCGAUUCAGCUCAUCGUUACCUCCAUGUUGUACAUCUUCAGUUUGUCCUUUUUCAAAUUAAUUACAUUUGCUUGUGCUUUUUUGGUUUUUGUUUCAUCGACCACUUUUAAUAACGCACCUUUAAACCUUGCUGUAAUGUCACUAGAGCGUUAUGUGGCUAUACGCUUUCCUCUAAGACAUGCUGAAAUAGCCACUCAGAAAAGAACUCAUAUUGCUAUCGGAGCCAUUUGGUUUAUGGGUUCUAUAAACUUCAUAAUCGACUUGAUAUAUGGAGUAGUGAUGGAUUCUAACUUUCUAACUUCGCAAAUAUUUUGCACAAGAGAAAGACUUUUCAAGAGGCCAUGGCAAGCAGAUGUUUUGCAGGGCUUUUACAUAUUCUACUUUGUGUCAGUGACUGUGAUUAUCCUUUUCACUUAUAUCAGCAUAAUGAUCACAGCCAGGUCCAUUUCAUCCAAUAAAGACUCUGCUGCAAAAGCUCACAAGACCGUGCUGCUGCACAUCAUUCAGCUGGGCCUGUGCCUCACCUCUUUUCUCUACAGCAUUAUAGAACGAGCUGCAGCAAUGGCUGGCAGCAGCAUUCUUUUCAUGGACCUACGUUAUCUGAACUACCUGUUUGUGCUGAUCUUACCACGCUGCUUAAGCCCACUCAUCUACGGACUGAGAGACGAAGCUGUAUGUCCAUUACUCAUGCACUAUUUCCGCUGUGCCAAAGGCAAACGUAAGUCUACAGUCAAUGUUCACUGA